Molecule: messenger RNA, 384 nt
Organism: Sporothrix schenckii 1099-18
Lineage: Eukaryota; Fungi; Ascomycota; Sordariomycetes; Ophiostomatales; Ophiostomataceae
Exons: 1
Coding region: 1-384 (127 amino acids)
Source: RefSeq, a predicted model, not a curated record
AUGGUAUGCCCUUUCGUCCCGCGUCGUGGCUCAGGCUGUGACUCUUCCUCGCUGCUCACUCUCUACGCAGAACCGGCGGCUCGCACUUGUGAUGGUCGCGGCAUCGGUCGUCGUGCCCUUCCGCCGGCGCUACCCCUCGCCCACGCCCGCCUGGCCCGCCAUGUCGGCAGCGCAGCUCCCCUCAUUGCUGUACCCAACGAGACGGGUCACCGCUGCCGACGAGGACAAAACUGGCAGCAACACUGUAUAGCACCUUGGGACGGUCCUGGCUGCUCCUGUGAUGACAAGAAUGGCUCAGGCAGUGCACCAAGCGCGAGACCAAAGGAGAGCGCGCGGUACUGGACUCGAACUCCAUGGACGAGCAGGACAGACGGUUUUGAAUAG